Molecule: messenger RNA, 2223 nt
Organism: Emys orbicularis (European pond turtle)
Lineage: Eukaryota; Metazoa; Chordata; Testudines; Emydidae
Gene: JUP
Product: junction plakoglobin
Exons: 13
Coding region: 1-2223 (740 amino acids)
Biological process (GO): canonical Wnt signaling pathway; positive regulation of transcription by RNA polymerase II; cell-cell adhesion
Cellular component (GO): adherens junction; catenin complex; cytoplasm
Molecular function (GO): nuclear receptor binding; protein phosphatase binding; transcription coactivator activity
Source: RefSeq, a predicted model, not a curated record
AUGGAGGUGAUGAACAUGAUGGAGCAGCCGAUCAAGGUGACGGAGUGGCAGCAGACCUACACCUACGACUCUGGCAUACAUUCUGGGGUGAACACCCAGGUGCCGUCGGUCAGCAGCAAAUGCAUGGCGGAUGACGAGGACCUCUACGCCAAGCAGUACACCAUCAAGACAACCACCUACAGAGAGGCGGGGAGCCAGGGCCUGGGCCCAGCGGCAGCAGACAUGGAGUCUCAGCUGGCCAUGACACGGGCCCAGCGUGUCCGGGCUGCCAUGUACCCAGAGACCGUGGAGGACCGAUCCCUGCUCAUGACCACUCACAUCGAGGGCCAGCAGACCAAUGUGCAGAGGCUAGCCGAGCCCUCGCAGAUGCUGAAAUCUGCCAUUGUGCAUCUGAUCAACUACCAGGACGAUGCGGAGCUGGCCACCCGGGCCAUCCCGGAGCUCACCAAGCUGCUGAAUGACGAGGACCCGGUUGUGGUCAGCAAAGCGGCCAUGAUAGUGAACCAGCUGUCCAAGAAGGAGGCAUCGCGCCGUGCCCUGAUGCAGUCCCCACAGAUUGUGGCAGCGGUGGUGCGUGCCAUGCAGCACACCAGCGACUUGGACACGGCCCGCUGCACCACCAGCAUCCUGCACAACCUCUCACACCACCGUGAGGGGCUCCUGGCCAUCUUCAAAUCUGGAGGCAUCCCAGCUCUCGUGCGGAUGCUCAGCUCUCCGGUCGAGUCGGUCUUGUUCUACGCAAUCACCACCCUGCACAACCUGCUGCUGUACCAGGAAGGCGCCAAGAUGGCGGUGCGCCUGGCUGAUGGCCUCCAGAAGAUGGUUCCCCUGCUGAACAAGAACAACCCGAAAUUCCUCGCCAUCACCACUGACUGCCUUCAGCUCCUAGCCUACGGAAACCAGGAGAGCAAGCUGAUUAUUUUGGCCAACGGGGGACCCCAAGCCCUGGUGCAGAUCAUGCGCAGCUACACCUACGAGAAGCUGCUCUGGACCACCAGCCGGGUGCUCAAGGUCCUGUCUGUGUGUCCCAGCAACAAGCCUGCCAUUGUGGAGGCCGGUGGCAUGCAGGCUCUGGGGAAACAUCUGACCAGCUCUAGCCCAAGGCUCGUACAGAACUGCCUGUGGACCUUGAGGAACCUCUCUGAUGUGGCCACCAAGCAGGAGGGGCUAGAUGGCGUCCUCAAGAUCCUGGUCAACCAGCUGAGCUCGGACGACGUGAACGUGCUGACCUGCGCCACCGGCACCCUCUCCAACCUGACCUGCAACAACAGCAAAAACAAGACCCUGGUCACGCAGUCCAACGGGGUGGAAGCCCUGAUCCACACCAUCCUGAGGGCGGGCGACAAGGAGGACAUCACCGAGCCGGCUGUCUGUGCCCUGCGGCACCUCACCAGCCGGCACCCGGAGGCAGAGAUGGCCCAGAACUCGGUGCGGCUCAAUUACGGCAUCCCGGCGAUCGUCAAGCUCCUCAACCAGCCCAACCAGUGGCCGCUGGUCAAGGCCACUAUCGGGCUGAUCCGCAACCUGGCCCUGUGCCCGGCUAACCAUGCCCCGCUGCAGGAGGCUGCCGUGAUCCCUCGCCUGGUCCAGCUGCUGGUGAAGGCUCACCAAGACGCCCAGCGCCAUGUGGCAGCUGGCACGCAGCAGCCGUACACAGAUGGAGUGAAGAUGGAGGAGAUAGUGGAGGGGUGCACAGGAGCCCUGCAUAUUCUGGCCCGGGACCCAAUGAACCGCAUGGAGAUCUUCCGACUCAACACGAUUCCUCUCUUUGUGCAGCUGCUCUACUCCCCGGUGGAGAACAUCCAGCGGGUGGCAGCCGGAGUGCUGUGCGAGCUGGCCCAGGACAAGGAAGCUGCUGACACGAUUGAUGCCGAGGGGGCCUCUGCUCCGCUGAUGGAACUGCUGCAUUCCAGGAACGAAGGCACAGCCACCUAUGCUGCAGCCGUGCUGUUCCGCAUCUCCGAGGACAAAAACCCCGACUACAGGAAACGCGUCUCCGUCGAGCUCACCAACUCCCUCUUCAAACACGACCCUGCGGCCUGGGAAGCAGCGCAGAGCAUGAUCCCAAUCAACGAGCCAUACCCAGAGGAUAUGGAUGCUGGUUAUCGUAUUUAUUCGGGUGACGACCCCUUGGACAUGAACAUGGAUAUGGAUGGAGACUAUCCCAUGGACGCCUACAGCGAUGGCGUCCGAGGACACUACCCCGAACACAUGCUCGCCUAA